GGCGCUUCGUAUGAUACCAGGUGGGGUCAUCUUGGGUGACCACCGGGUGACCACCGGGUGACCCGCACUUGAUCGUGUGCUUGUUUAGCUUCUAAUCGGGCGAUGUGAGAUCCGUAUGUGUUUGUGUGCGCAUUUGAAUUUGUAAUUAUUUUCACACUGAUAAUAGCUUCGCCCGAGACGUUCGUUGGCCGUCAGGUGUGGACGAUGCAAAGGAAGUGAUUAGACGGUCGACUGGCCCUGACAAUUACUUGGCUGGGAAGAACGGAGAACUGUGACGUGCGAAGUGGUGCAUCCGUUUGAACUUAAAACUAAAAAAACAGCGCACAGGGCGCCCAAGCGAUGCGGUUUCUAGGAAACGUUCGUUCGUCGGUUAUGCUAAUUGAUCGUUGACAUGGGUACUAGUUUACGCGCGGUGCUUUAUUGCGCCCGGCACAACAACAGCAGUGUCGUUCUGGCCAGUCCAACCCAUCAAAACGAUGGAGCACGAUUUGGGAUACGACCUAGCAGAGGCACUCGAGCGAGAAGAUCUAUCCCGGGAGGAUUUGAAAGCGCUGCGACAGCCACCGAUCGAGGGCGUGCCGGAAACGAUCACCGACAAACAGUUGGCCUGCUUCCUGGAUGCGUGCGAUAAGAACAUCGACGAGACGCGCAAAGUGCUGAAAAUUUACUACGAAGCGCGCAAGAAUGGACCGGAACUGUUUAACAAUCGUGAUCCGCACAGUGCCGCCAUUCAGCAGUGUCUGCAAAAUCAAGACUACUUCCCACUUCCACCCACCCCGAGCGGGUAUUCGGUGGUGUUUCAUCGGUUGAAAAACUCCCGCUCUUCCAACUAUCACUUUGACGAAGCGAUCAAGACGUACUUCAUGACGAUCGACUCCUGCCUGUACACGCAGGGACCGCGGCCGGGCAUCAUCUUCCUGUUCGACAUGAAGAACGUCGGGCUGAUGCAUCUGACCCGCAUCAACAUGAGCUCGGUGCGAAAGUUUUUCCACUACCUGCAGGACGGACUGCCGGCAAAGCUGAAAGCGAUACACGUCAUGAACGUGGUGUCGUUCUUCGAUAAGAUCCUUUACAUCAUAAAACCCUUCAUUCAUGCUGAAAUCCUUAAUGUGCUCUACCUGCACACUUCUAGCGCCAAUUUGGAUUCGUUUUACGAGGAGUGGAUACCGAAGAGUGGGCUACCGUCCGAUCUGGGCGGCGAUAUGAAAUCGAUCGACGAGCUUCACCAGGACCAUCUGAAGGAGUUCGAAAGGCUGAGACCGUACUUCCUCGCCGAGGAGCGUCAACGCAAUGGCGAAGCCGGCAGCUUGAUUGACGAGCCGACGGAUCGUAUGCUUAAGUCCCUAUCGAUAGACUAAUUCUAACGGGCAUGUUAAACCGCUUUAUGUCGUGUACAUCGUUGUGAUAGGAAACCUAUUCUGCACAAAUCGGUCAGAAUUCCAGAGCUGAUUAAGCCAAACUACUACAAAGCGAGGGGUAUUGGGGAGGUUCCACACAUUACUAUUACUACUACCUUGGUGUGCUUUUUUAUACUGUAUUUUUAAGAACCUAUUAUUAUACACUCUCUAUCACUGCUUUAUGCUGUUUAGUAUAAUCAAAAAAUAAAGCAAAAGUUUCAUAGAAAAAAAAACAUGCG
Messenger RNA from Anopheles merus, 1636 nucleotides. Its product is annotated as alpha-tocopherol transfer protein-like. Bases 477 to 1358 code for a protein of 293 amino acids. Gene Ontology annotation, molecular function: phosphatidylinositol bisphosphate binding. Gene Ontology annotation, cellular component: membrane. The record is from RefSeq and is a predicted model, not a curated record. The transcript has 4 exons. NCBI's taxonomy places the organism in Eukaryota, Metazoa, Arthropoda, Insecta, Diptera, Culicidae.